UAUCAUUUUCAAUAGAAAAUCAUCUGUAUAUAUUACUCUGUUGUGUUGUGUUGUGGUGUCUCACUCUCACUCUUGUUUCUUGCUUUGUUCUGUGGUCUCUCUCAGUCUCAUCUCAUCUCCUCCAAUGGCAACAACUCAAGGCCAAGUCAUUACCUGCAAAGCUGCGGUGGCCUGGGAACCCAACAAGCCUUUGACCAUUGAAGACGUUCAGGUGGCUCCGCCGCAGGCCGGUGAGGUUCGAGUCAAAAUCCUCUACACCGCUCUCUGUCACACCGAUGCUUACACCUGGAGUGGCAAGGAUCCAGAAGGUCUCUUCCCUUGUAUCCUUGGCCAUGAAGCUGCAGGGGUUGUGGAAAGUGUUGGAGAAGGUGUUACUGAGGUUCAGCCAGGGGAUCAUGUGAUUCCCUGUUACCAGGCUGAGUGUAGGGAAUGCAAGUUUUGCAAGUCUGGGAAGACUAACCUGUGUGGCAAGGUUCGCUCUGCCACUGGAGUUGGGGUCAUGCUUGAGGAUCGUAAGAGCCGGUUCUCUAUUAAUGGGAAGCCCAUCUACCAUUUCAUGGGAACUUCCACGUUUAGUCAGUACACUGUUGUUCAUGAUGUUAGCGUGGCUAAGAUUGAUCCUAAGGCUCCUCUGGAGAAGGUUUGUCUUCUCGGAUGUGGGGUUCCAACUGGCCUCGGUGCUGUCUGGAACACUGCAAAAGUGGAACCAGGGUCAACUGUUGCAAUUUUUGGCCUAGGAACUGUUGGCCUUGCUGUUGCAGAGGGUGCAAAAACUGCUGGAGCAUCCCGGGUUAUUGGUGUAGAUAUUGACAGUAAUAAGUUUCAAAUAGCAAAGGACUUUGGAGUCACAGAGUUUGUUAACCCAAAAGAUCACGAGAAACCGAUUCAGCAGGUCAUAGCUGAUCUCACCGAUGGUGGGGUUGAUUAUAGCUUUGAGUGCAUUGGGAAUGUCUCCGUGAUGAGAUCUGCCUUGGAAUGUACCCACAAGGGCUGGGGGACAUCAGUUGUUGUGGGCGUUGCAGCAUCAGGGCAGGAAAUAUCAACUCGCCCUUUCCAGUUGGUAACUGGGCGUGUCUGGAAAGGAACCGCAUUUGGUGCCUUCAAGAGCAGGUCACAAGUGCCUUGGCUUGUUGAAAAGUACUUGAAGAAGGAAAUCAAGGUUGAUGAGUACAUAACACAUAAUAUGACUCUUGAGGAGAUCAACCAGGCUUUUGAUCUUAUGCAUGAAGGGAAAUGUCUCCGAGUUGUGCUUGCAAUGCAUGGAUAAGGUGAUAUAGUCCACAACCUUGCAAGUUUCAGAUGGAAUGUGUGUGUUGGGUUGCUUUUCCAUUUUGGGGUGGUUGCAGUUAAAUAAAUCUUCAGUGGCUAUAAUAUGUAAGAUCAUAUGGUUUAUAUUAUGGAUGUGGUUUCUUCCAAAUCUUUGUGCAAACUUUUGAUCUAGAGGCCUUUGCAAUGGAUACAUAAGCGAGUUAUGACUGA
This is a messenger RNA of Lotus japonicus, 1479 nucleotides long. RefSeq names its product alcohol dehydrogenase class-3-like. The record is from RefSeq and is a predicted model, not a curated record. The coding region runs from base 125 to 1267 and encodes 380 amino acids. Gene Ontology annotation, cellular component: cytosol. Gene Ontology annotation, biological process: formaldehyde catabolic process. The transcript is spliced from 9 exons. Gene Ontology annotation, molecular function: S-(hydroxymethyl)glutathione dehydrogenase [NAD(P)+] activity; zinc ion binding. Lineage: Eukaryota; Viridiplantae; Streptophyta; Magnoliopsida; Fabales; Fabaceae.